GUCAAGAUGGCGGUGCCUUUGAGGAUUCAGAGCGACUGGGCUCAAGCCCUCAGGAAGGAUGAAGGAGAGGCCUGGCUGAGCUGUCAUCCUCCAGGGAAGCCAUCUUUGUACGGAAGCCUGACUUGCCAAGGAGUUGGCCUGGAUGGCAUCCCAGAGGUUACAGCUUCAGAAGGGUUUAUUGUGAAUGAAAUCAAUAAGAAAAGCAUUCAUAUUUCAUGUCCAAAGGAAAAUGCAUCUUCUAAGUUUUUGGCGCCAUAUACUUCUUUUUCCAGAAUUCAUACAAAGAGUAUAACAUGCCUGGACAUUUCCAGUGGAGGAGGCCUCGGUGUGUCUUCUAGUACGGAUGGAAACAUGAAGAUCUGGCAGGCUUCCAAUGGAGAAUCCAGAAGAGUGUUGGAAGGACAUGUGUUUGAUGUGAAUUGUUGCAGGUUUUUCCCAUCAGGCCUUGUGGUUCUGAGUGGGGGAAUGGAUGCCCAGCUCAAGAUCUGGUCUGCAGAAGAUGCUAACUGUGUGGUGACCUUCAAAGGUCACAAAGGAGGUAUCUUGGAUACAGCUAUUGUUGAGCGGGGGAGGAAUGUGGUAUCUGCUUCUAGAGAUGGAACAGCGCGACUUUGGGAUUGUGGGCGCUCUGCCUGCUUGGGAGUCCUUGCAGACUGCGGUUCUUCCAUCAACGGAGUGGCAGUGGGUGCUGCAGACAACUCCAUAAACCUCGGCUCCCCAGAGCAGGUGCCCAGUGAACGAGAGGUAGGAACAGAGGCGAAGAUGCUGCUGUUGGCCCAGGAAGAUAAGACGCUUCAGUGCUUGGGACUACAGAGCAGGCAGCAGAUUUUCCUCUUCAAUGGCUCAGACGCCUUCAACUGCUGUACUUUCCUCUCUGGUUUCUCCCUGUUGGCUGGGACACAAGAUGGAAACAUUUAUCAGCUGGACGCAAGGAACCCAAGGACUCCCGUGCAGGUCAUCCACAGGUCAGGUGCACCAGUUCUGUCCUUGCUGAGUUUCAGAGAUGGAUUCAUAGCUAGCCAAGGUGAUGGAAGCUGUUUCAUUGUUCAGCAAGAUUUAGACUACGUCAUCGAACUCACUGGGGCGGACUGUGACCCUGUGUAUAAGGUGGCCACAUGGGAGAAGCAAGUCUACACAUGCUGCCGAGAUGGGCUGGUGCGGCGCUAUCAGCUUUCUCACGUCUGACCCAGAUAGUGAAAGAGACAUCCCAGAUAGUGAAAAGGACCUAGCCUGAUCCACAAUGAGCAGAAACCUCAUUGGUCCUUCCCAGUGUCCGUGGCUCCUUGGUGUCUUCAGUACUCCUUGGAAGUCAUAAAACAUCAGCUGUGCUGGCUCCUGUGGGACUGUCACCCCAAGUCCUGCUUUGAUGUAAGAUGCUCCCGUGUGCUCACUGCAUUGCCCCAGCUUCUCCUGUAAACUCACCCAGCUACACAGGACAACCAUGUGGAGGCGCACAGUGUAUUCUCCUACCAGUUGUAUUAAAUGUUUACAGUGAGUAGACAACUAAAUUUUUUUCUCUGGAGAAAAUAAAGAAAUUAUGUUUGGAGGA
Molecule: messenger RNA, 1549 nt
Organism: Ochotona curzoniae (black-lipped pika)
Lineage: Eukaryota; Metazoa; Chordata; Mammalia; Lagomorpha; Ochotonidae
Gene: PAAF1
Product: proteasomal ATPase associated factor 1
Exons: 12
Coding region: 7-1185 (392 amino acids)
Molecular function (GO): protein binding
Source: RefSeq, a predicted model, not a curated record